Olea europaea var. sylvestris is the source of this 6215-nucleotide messenger RNA. Its product is annotated as tRNA wybutosine-synthesizing protein 2/3/4. The record is from RefSeq and is a predicted model, not a curated record. NCBI's taxonomy places the organism in Eukaryota, Viridiplantae, Streptophyta, Magnoliopsida, Lamiales, Oleaceae. Gene Ontology annotation, biological process: tRNA methylation. Bases 183 to 5498 code for a protein of 1771 amino acids. Gene Ontology annotation, cellular component: cytoplasm. Gene Ontology annotation, molecular function: protein binding; tRNA methyltransferase activity. The transcript has 15 exons.
UAAACAUGGCUACAUUUCCACUUUCUCCUAAAUAAAAAGACAUAUCCCAUUUAAAAACCCUCCAUACAAAUUUGGAAAGAACCCUAAUUUCUUUCAAAAAUCUUCAAAACGCAAUUCCUUGGAUCCUAAAAACCCUCCUUAAACCCUUUCUCCCAACUUCACACUCGUGCAGAGGAGGAACAAUGGAUUUCGAGAAGCGGAAGGCAGUGACCCUUGCCGCUAUGACCUCGCCGGAACCCGACAAGUCCCCUAAAGGCAACAUUGACACCCCCAUAAUUCCUCUCUUAACCACCAUUAAUUCUCACCCCUCUUACUUCACCACCAGCUCUUGCUCCGGCCGCAUCUCUGUUCUAGCCCAGCCGAUCGACACAGCCGCCGCCGCCGCCACGACCGUCAAGAAAAAGGCCAAGGGAGGCACCUGGGUCUUCGUAUCCCACGACCCAGUUCCUCCUUUCUCCAUCCUCCCCCUUCUCUUCUCAUCCUCUUCCAAUGAGUCACCACCCCGAGUCGCCACCGAGUCAGACAACAUUCUGUUGCAGAGCCUUGUGUUCAGGUUUGAGCCUUUGAUCAUUGCUGUUGAGUGCAAGGACAUAGAGGCGGCUCAGUCUUUGAUUUCUUUGGCAAUUUCUUGUGGGUUCAGAGAGAGUGGAAUUACAAGUGCGAGUAAAAGAGUCAUCAUUGCAAUACGGUGCUCAAUACGAUUGGAGGUUCCACUGGGGGACACGCUGAAGCUUAUGGUGUCCCCAGAAUAUGUGGAGUACCUUGUUGGGGUUGCUAAUGAGAAAAUGGUGGCUAACAGGAAAAGAACUGAUCUUUUCCUGAAUUCACUGUUAAAGAACGGAUUUUCGAGAGAUGGUAUUUACAUGAAUGGUAAAAUUGAUAGUGAUGGUGGUGAUAUGUGUCGAGGGAAUCAAAAGGCUGCCUCUCAAGGAAAUCCUUUCGGCGAUAGUUGUGUGGAGGAAGAUUUGGAUUCUGAAAAGAAAGAUUUUGAUGACAUCCAUUGUGGAUCACAGAAAGUCCUUGGCAUCAAUCUGUCCGUUAUAGAGAUAAUUGGUGAACCCGUGGAGAGGCUUUUCCUGUGGGGUCACUCUGGCUGCAUGGUGGACCAACAGAAGAUUCUCAUUUUUGCUGGUUUUGGAGGCAUUGGAAGACAUGCACGUAGAAAUGAUUUAUUGCUUCUUGAUCCAGAAUGUGGAAUGAUAGAAGCAAUUCAUGUUCAGGGAGCUCCAUGUCCACGCUUGGGUCACACAUCUUCAGUAGUAGGAGGGUUCAUGUAUGUGAUUGGAGGGAGGGCUGAUCCGUUGAAUAUUCUGAAUGACGUGUGGGUCUUCAAUAUGGCGAAGAAAGAAUGGAAUCUGUUACAAUGUUCUGGCUGUCAUUUACCUCCUAGGCACCGACAUGCAGCAGCUGUUGUAGGUACAAGGAUAUAUGUACAUGGGGGAAUUUGUAAAGAUGAAAUAAUAUCAUCACUGUAUGUACUUGAUACAUAUAAGGCUGAGUGGACUGAGAUAGAAAUUCAGGGGAACUUGCCCAGUCCUCGUCAUUCACACUCCAUGGACUCACAUGGGUCUAACUUAUACACAUUUGGUGGAUUCAAUGGGGAGAAAGCACUUGGGGAUCUUUAUAGUUUUGAUGUUCAGACGUGCCUAUGGAGUAAGCAAAAGACAAAUGGAAAAGCACCUAAAGCUAGGUUUUCGCACUCGAUGUUUAUAUAUAAGAACUAUCUUGGCAUUUUUGGGGGAUGUCCUGUAAGUCAGAAUAAUGAAUUAUCCUUACUUGAUCUUCAGUCUUAUACGUGGAAGCAUAUAAUGGUGAAUUCCAUUGAUGGUCUCUUUGUUCGUACGUCGGCUCUUGAUGAUCAAUACUUCUCAUCCCACCCACUUUUUCUUUUACACCUUCACCUUCACGUCCACCACCACACUCAAUAUUUGAUUGUUGAGGUUAAGAAGGACAAGGGGCUUGGUGGGCUUGAAUUGCUGGAGGCUAGUGAGCCACCAGAAGGAACUGUGGCUAAAGGUGCUGGGGAUAAAAUUGAAGAUAUUUUGGUGACGAAAAUUGAAAUGAAGGUUCUGGAGAUGUAUACCGUGGAAGAGAUUAAUGCGGAGUUUCGAGAAUCCUUGCUUUAUAGAGUUGGGUUAACGAGUGUGGUUUACUUGCAAAUUAAAGACAUAUCCCAUUUAAAAACCCUCCAUACAAAUUUGGAAAGAACCCUAAUUUCUUUCAAAAAUCUUCAAAACGCAAUUCCUUGGAUCCUAAAAACCCUCCUUAAACCCUUUCUCCCAACUUCACACUCGUGCAGAGGAGGAACAAUGGAUUUCGAGAAGCGGAAGGCAGUGACCCUUGCCGCUAUGACCUCGCCGGAACCCGACAAGUCCCCUAAAGGCAACAUUGACACCCCCAUAAUUCCUCUCUUAACCACCAUUAAUUCUCACCCCUCUUACUUCACCACCAGCUCUUGCUCCGGCCGCAUCUCUGUUCUAGCCCAGCCGAUCGACACAGCCGCCGCCGCCGCCACGACCGUCAAGAAAAAGGCCAAGGGAGGCACCUGGGUCUUCGUAUCCCACGACCCAGUUCCUCCUUUCUCCAUCCUCCCCCUUCUCUUCUCAUCCUCUUCCAAUGAGUCACCACCCCGAGUCGCCACCGAGUCAGACAACAUUCUGUUGCAGAGCCUUGUGUUCAGGUUUGAGCCUUUGAUCAUUGCUGUUGAGUGCAAGGACAUAGAGGCGGCUCAGUCUUUGAUUUCUUUGGCAAUUUCUUGUGGGUUCAGAGAGAGUGGAAUUACAAGUGCGAGUAAAAGAGUCAUCAUUGCAAUACGGUGCUCAAUACGAUUGGAGGUUCCACUGGGGGACACGCUGAAGCUUAUGGUGUCCCCAGAAUAUGUGGAGUACCUUGUUGGGGUUGCUAAUGAGAAAAUGGUGGCUAACAGGAAAAGAACUGAUCUUUUCCUGAAUUCACUGUUAAAGAACGGAUUUUCGAGAGAUGGGAUUUACAUGAAUGGUAAAAUUGAUAGUGAUGGUGGUGAUAUGUGUCGAGGGAAUCAAAAGGUUGGCUCUCAAGGAAAUCCUUUAGGCGAUAAUUGUGUGGAGGAAGAUUUGGAUUCUGAAAAGAAAGAUUUUGAUGACAUCCAUUGUGGAUCACAGAAAGUCCUUGGCAUCAAUCUGUCCGUUAUAGAGAUAAUUGGUGAACCCGUGGAGAGGCUUUUCCUGUGGGGUCACUCUGGCUGCAUGGUGGACCAACAGAAGAUUCUCAUUUUUGCUGGUUUUGGAGGCAUUGGAAGACAUGCACGUAGAAAUGAUUUAUUGCUUCUUGAUCCAGAAUGUGGAAUGAUAGAAGCAAUUCAUGUUCAGGGAGCUCCAUGUCCACGCUUGGGUCACACAUCUUCAGUAGUAGGAGGGUUCAUGUAUGUGAUUGGAGGGAGGGCUGAUCCGUUGAAUAUUCUGAAUGACGUGUGGGUCUUCAAUAUGGCGAAGAAAGAAUGGAAUCUGUUACAAUGUUCUGGCUGUCAUUUACCUCCUAGGCACCGACAUGCAGCAGCUGUUGUAGGUACAAGGAUAUAUGUACAUGGGGGAAUUUGUAAAGAUGAAAUAAUAUCAUCACUGUAUGUACUUGAUACAUAUAAGGCUGAGUGGACUGAGAUAGAAAUUCAGGGGAACUUGCCCAGUCCUCGUCAUUCACACUCCAUGGACUCACAUGGGUCUAACUUAUACACAUUUGGUGGAUUCAAUGGGGAGAAAGCACUUGGGGAUCUUUAUAGUUUUGAUGUUCAGACGUGCCUAUGGAGUAAGCAAAAGACAAAUGGAAAAGCACCUAAAGCUAGGUUUUCGCACUCGAUGUUUAUAUAUAAGAACUAUCUUGGCAUUUUUGGGGGAUGUCCUGUAAGUCAGAAUAAUGAAUUAUCCUUACUUGAUCUUCAGUCUUAUACGUGGAAGCAUAUAAUGGUGAAUUCCAUUGAUGGUCUCUUUGUUCGUAGUACAGUAAAUGUUGUCGGUGAUAGUCUGAUACUCAUUGGUGGUGGGGCAUCUUGUUUUGCAUUUGGGACAAAGUUCAGUGAACCCAUGAAGGUAAACUUGUCGUUAUUGACAUCCUUGGAUGAUAAUUUCACUCCCACAAAAAUUGGAGAGGAGUCCAGAGAUAGUCCAGAGGAAGAAACAAUAGAGGGAAAAAAUGCCAACGUCCAAUAUUUGCAUAGUACAGCUAAACCAAAAGUAAAUGGACAUAUCAACCAAAAUGCUCAUUUUGAAGAGCCAUCAGUAAAGGUUGAACGGCAGAUGGUUGCCGUUCCUUGCAUUCUCCAGCUAGGGAAACAACAUGCGAAAUUGGUAAAGGACAUAUUAAAAAGAUUUGGAUGGUUAGAUAUUGAAAGAAAGGUUUAUUCUCGGGAGGAUGGCAUGUUUAUCUGUUUUCCUGUAACAGAAAAGUUUUGCACUAUGUUCGAAGAUAAACAAAAGGAUCUGGGGGAUUCAUGUAAAGUGGUAACUGAUCUUCAUUCACCAAGACCAUCUUGUUUGGAUAUUUUAUCACAAGAUAUCUCCAUUUCAGAAUCUUUUAAGCUUCUAAUAGCAUGUGGUGCUACUAAACUUGUGGAUGAAGUUGUCAAAAACAAGAAAACUCCAAAUACUCCUCACAAAAUGAUGAAGGAAGAGGUAGCCUCAUUGUUAAAUAGCCAGGGUCUGCCACCAGAACUUCUAGAACAACUUCCAUCAAGAUGGGAGCGGCUGGGAGAUAUUGUUGUUCUUCCUGUAACGUCCUUUAAGGAUCCGUUGUGGGACUCAGUUGGUAAGGAGCUUUGGCCUCUUGUGGCAAAAUCACUUGGGGCUCUUCGCCUCGCCCGACAAGCCGAAAUUGCACAAACUGGGACAAGGGACAGUAAAUUAAAGAUUCUUGUUGGAGAUGAUGGCUGGGUUGACCACCGUGAAAAUGGGAUCCUCUAUUCUUUUGAUGCCACGAAGUGCAUGUUCUCUUGGGGUAAUCUUUCGGAGAAACUACGGAUGGGCUCUCUUGACUGUAGAAAUGAUGUUAUCGUAGAUCUGUUCUCUGGCAUAGGAUAUUUUACACUGCCUUUCCUUGUGAGGGCCAAUGCCAAAUUUGUGUAUGCUUGUGAGUGGAAUCCAGAUGCUGUUGAGGCUCUACAUCGUAAUCUACAAGCGAAUUCUGUGGCUGAUCGUUGCACCAUACUGGAAGGAGAUAAUAGAGUUACAGCUCCAAAGGGAGCUGCCGAUCGAGUCUGCCUUGGUCUCUUGCCAACAAGUGAAGGAAGUUGGGUUACUGCAGUCAGGGCACUAAGACAGGAGGGUGGAAUGUUACACAUACAUGGUAAUGUUAAGGACUCAGAGGAAGGUUCAUGGAAGAACCAUGUUUUGCAAUCCAUUACCGACAUUGCUAGAUCAGAAGGUUAUCACUGGGAGGUCUUAAUAGAACACGUUGAAAGAGUGAAAUGGUAUGCUCCCCACAUACGCCAUCUUGUUGUAGAUGUGAGAUGCCAACAAACUCAGGGUUAAGAUUUGGAAUGGAACGGGUCAGGUAUGCAUUACAGGGCAAUUCUGGAGUGGAGAGUACAUGCAUGAAAAUUUUCACUUUUUUCUUCUUUGAUAUCGUUCUACCUCAUGGAUGCCAUGCAGGCUUGAAUUAUAUGAGAAAAGCAUGGUUCUUCCCUCAGACAAGCCUUGAAAUUCCCAUACAGCAUGUGAAAUCCUGCUGCCACUUGCACUGUUAUGGCAAAUUAGUGGGUUUGAAACAGAUGGCCCCAUUAAAGACGACUAGGCAGUAUCACAAAUUUUAGUUGAAAUUAGUGAAUUAGUGCUUAAAAGUUUUCUUGUGGAUAGUUAAGCGAUGAUUAUCUUGGUUACUAUAAUGAAUAUUUGUCUAGUGAUUUAUUGGGUGGAUAUUUUCUAAUUUGGUCUGGGAGCUGUUGCAUCACCUUGCUGAAUAAAAUACCUGGUGACUGGACCACGUCGGAGUGUAAGGUCGGGUUGUGCUGCAGUUCAAGUCGAACGCUUGCCGGGCCUGAUUCUGACCGCUCCCAGCCGACAUGGGUGGGCCUGGCACUACCCAUGUUUGCGAUCGGAGGUGGCUACAUAAUUUUUCGACAUUCAUGCAGUGAACUAGUUUGAGGUUUGACGUUUGAAAGGCUACGGCUGGUGCUGGCAUCAAAGAAAUAAUUUUCUUUUGCAGUUAAUGGCUAAUUUAAUUCGACAAUGCCUGAGCAAUUCAGAAAA